Messenger RNA from Parascedosporium putredinis, 1263 nucleotides. The record is from the annotation of a GenBank genome assembly. Lineage: Eukaryota; Fungi; Ascomycota; Sordariomycetes; Microascales; Microascaceae.
AUGGCGUCUCGAGGAUCCUCCCAAGAAGAAUCGAACACAUCGGAGAGAAAAUGGAAGGAUGCUGACUUGAGCCACAAUACUCUUCACGAACCUAAACGAGCUCAAGGUGUCACAGAUAACUCAGGCUUGCCUAUAAAUGGCGGUGUCGAUAAACCCCAACAGAUUGCACUUGGCGCAGAGCAGUAUACUGUAGGUUGGAUAUGCGCUAUUCAUCCCGAGUAUGUUUCCGCGCAGGCUGUUCUUGACAAUACACACGAAGCUCCUGAAUUCCGCCAUGAUCAAGAUAACAACAACUAUACCCUUGGGAGUAUUGGAAAGCAUCAUGUGGUAAUAGCCACCCUCCCCUCAGGCGAGUACGGGCUCGUUUCAGCAGCAUCAGUAGCAAGGGAUAUGCUACGAAGCUUCCCGAAUGUCAAGAUAGGAUUAAUGGUUGGUCUUGGUGGUGGGGCUCCAAGCGAUCGCCAUGAUAUCCGCUUAGGAGAUGUCGUGGUUAGUGUACCAGGUGAAGGUGAAGGUGGUGUGAUGCAGUAUGAUUAUGGGAGGACCAUUCAACACCAAGCCUUUCAACAGAUCUCACAUCUUAACAAGCCUCCUGCCUUUGGAAACGCAAUUGACGAAAUGAUAAACGAUCUACUUCAAAAGGCUCGUCGGCUGCGGAAAUUAUAUAGCCGGCCCGCUCAAAGUACUGACCAACUCUACAACACCUCCGAUACCCAUGCGCAUAAUGAUAUCACCUCCUGCACAGAAGAAUGUGGCGAUCCCAUAUCUCGACCUCAACGCACAGAAGAUGAUGAUAACCCUGCUAUCCACUACGGCUUAAUAGCGUCAGCUAAUCAGUUGAUGAAAGAUGCUAUCACCCGAGAUAAGCUUGCCACCGAAAAGGGCGUUUUAUGCUUUGAGAUGGAAGCUGCGGGACUUAUGAACCACUUUCCCUGCCUCGUGAUCCGCGGUAUCUGCGACUAUUCAGAUACACAUAAAAAUAAGGACUGGCAGGGAUAUGCAGCGUUGGCGGCUGCUAUAUAUGCUCAGCAACUACUUUAUGAAAUACCACCAGCGAAGGUUAGGGCAGAGGGGAGGAUCUCGGACAUGAUACUUAAACUUAAAGAGUGGCUGAACCCACCUGAUUACUCGAUCGAUUACGAGAAGGCGAAAGAGCUCCGGCAUACUAAUACUAACACCUGGAUUCUUGAGGCGGACUUCUUCCAAAGAUGGUCCUCAGUCCGUUCUCAUAUCUACAGUCACGGAACACUUGUUAUCGCAUAA